Messenger RNA from Gastrolobium bilobum, 1071 nucleotides. RefSeq names its product probable auxin efflux carrier component 8. Gene Ontology annotation, molecular function: auxin efflux transmembrane transporter activity. Bases 1 to 1071 code for a protein of 356 amino acids. Gene Ontology annotation, cellular component: plasma membrane; endoplasmic reticulum. Gene Ontology annotation, biological process: auxin export across the plasma membrane; auxin polar transport. The record is from RefSeq and is a predicted model, not a curated record. Lineage: Eukaryota; Viridiplantae; Streptophyta; Magnoliopsida; Fabales; Fabaceae. The transcript has 6 exons.
AUGAUUUCCUUAGAAGAUGUCUAUCAAGUAGUGACAGGCACUGUCCCAUUAUAUGUGACCAUGAUACUAGCCUAUGUCUCUGUGAAAUGGUGGAAGAUCUUCACACCAGAUCAAUGUUCAGGCAUAAACAAAUUUGUGGCAAAGUUCUCAGUCCCACUUUUGUCAUUUCAAACCAUUUCUUCUAACAACCUCUAUGAAAUGAGCCUGAAACUCAUAUAUGCUGACUUUGUUCAGAAAUUGCUUGCAUAUAUAGUCUUAAUAGCAAUCACUAAGAUCACUGCCCGAGGAGGCUUAAAGUGGAUCAUUACUGGGUUGUCAUUAUCAACACUUCCUAACACUUUGAUUCUGGGAAUCCCACUCGUGAAGGCUAUGUAUAAGGAUAAAGCAGUUGUUUUCCUAGCACAGGUUAUUUUCUUGCAGAGUAUGAUCUGGUACAAUUUGUUACUGUUUCUUUAUGAGCUUGAUGCUGCCAAGACCAGGCUUGCUUCACAACCAUCACAAGGCACAGGAGAAACUGAUACGGCUCGUGAAGUACAAUUAAAAGGAGAAGAAGAUGCAGAACCUAGAACAAAAAGGAAAUGUAAGAUCUUGCCCAUUCUUGUCACAGUGGGGAAGAAGCUAAUCAGAAAUCCUAAUACCUUUGCAACUUUAAUUGGUAUUAUUUGGUCAAGCAUACAGUUCAGGUGGGGGGUACAUAUUCCUGAAGUGGUUAAUCAGUCAAUAGAAAUAUUGUCCAAUGGAGGUCUUGGUAUGGCAAUGUUUAGCUUAGGUUUAUUUAUGGCAUCACAGUCCAGCAUUAUAGCAUGUGGGCCAAGGAUAACAAUGGUGGCAAUAGGACUAAAAUUUGUGUUCGGACCUGCCCUGAUGGCUGUAGCCUCCAUUGUCAUUGGAUUAAGAGACACAUUGUUAAAAGUGGCAAUUGUUCAGGCAGCACUACCCCAAGGAAUCGUUCCUUUUGUUUUUGCCAAAGAAUAUAAUGUUCAUCCAGCCAUUUUAAGCACUGGGAUCUUGUUAGGAAUGCUUAUUGCCUUGCCGGUGGAAUUGGCCUUCUACUUCCUCUUAGAAUUAUGA